CUUUCGCCUCACUUUCCCUCCCUGCGCGCCGCUAACAGAGAGACCGGCCGAGGCGGGCGCGGCGCACUUUACAGCUUGCAGGGAUGGUGAGGCAGAGCCAGCUCCACUGCACACGUCAGGUGACCAGAGAUUCUGGUCCUUCUGACAGAGAUGCAGGCCUCCCCCCUCUCCCUCCUGCCUCCCGCUGCGCCUCCCAGACCUCUGCCGGUACAGCAGUGAUGGAGAGCAGUCAGCCAGUGAACAUUACAGACUCAGGAAUACGCAGGAAGAAGAAGCGCAGGACCCGAGCAGCAGACAGCUCCACAGACACAUUCAGUGAUCUGUACAGACUCACUGACGAGGUGCUAGGGCAAGGGGCCUAUGCUAAAGUCCAGUGCUGUGUGAGCCUACAGAAUGGCAAUGAGUAUGCUGUAAAGAUCAUUGAGAAGAUUGCUGGCCACAGUCGGAGCAGGGUGUUUAGAGAGGUGGAGACAUUAUAUCAGUGCCAAGGAAAUAAAAAUAUUCUGGAACUCAUUCAGUUCUUCGAAGAUGACAGUCGCUUUUAUUUGGUGUUUGAGAAGCUGAAUGGAGGCUCCAUCCUAACACACAUUCAAAGGAGGAAGCACUUUGACGAGAGGGAAGCCAGUCGUGUUGUCAGGGACAUAGCUCAAGCUCUUGACUUCCUGCACACCAAAGGAAUUGCUCACCGGGAUCUGAAACCUGAGAACAUCCUCUGUGUAGAUGCUGACAAGGUGUCUCCUGUGAAGAUCUGUGAUUUUGACCUGGGCAGUGGAGUGAAGUUGAGCAGUGCCUGUACUCCCAUAACCACGCCGGAACUCACCACACCAUGUGGUUCAGCAGAGUACAUGGCUCCAGAGGUGGUGGAGGUUUUUACAGACGAGGCCUCUUUCUAUGACAAACGAUGUGACCUCUGGAGCCUGGGAGUCAUCCUCUACAUCCUGCUUAGUGGCAGUCCGCCUUUUACUGGCCACUGUGGCACUGACUGUGGCUGGGAGCGAGGGGAAACCUGUCGUGCCUGCCAGAACAACCUCUUUGAGCGGAUCCAGGAGGGAAAGUAUGAAUUUGGUGAUCGGGACUGGGCCCAUAUCUCAGACAGUGCCAAAGACCUGAUCUCCCGGCUGCUGGUGCGAGAUGCCAUGCUGAGGCUCAGUGCAGCACAAGUCCUGCAGCACCCAUGGGUGCAGGGGAAUGCUCCAGAAAGAAGUCUUCCAACUCCACAUGUCUUACAAAGGAAACUGAGCACUAAGGACCUGACUCAGUUCGCGGCAGAGGCCAUGGCCUUUAACAGGCAGCUGUCACAGCAGGAUGAACAGCAGGAUGACAGUGGGGCUAUCAUGUGCUCCAUGAGACUCUCGCCACCCUCCAACUCCAGGCUGGCCCGACGCAGAGCACAGUCCCUCGCACUCCGCAGCACUAGCCAGUACCUAGCCACUGCGCAGGUGCCGGAGUAAGCCCAUACACUAUAUAAAUGCAUGUUGUUGGCUUAACACGUUUUUUUUUUUUUUUUUUUGCUCAAGUGCCCACUCAGAAGCCAACAUUGUUGAGUACUUGCUGCAUUUGGGCUUGAGGGACCUAAUGAUUACAUAUAAAUACACACACAAACACACAUUUGCAUAGCCUGCACACAAUGCGCUCAGUGCCAGCUGUGAGCGGACAGCAGGGGAGGUUAAGUUAACCCAAAAAGUAAAUACCGACUACACCUACUUCAGUAUUUUCCACACUGGCUAAGGGUUAAUGCAGUUCUGCAAUUCACCGUUUAGCGUAGAUGUAGAGGAUACAUUGAAAAAAUAAUAUAACAUGCUUCUUCAGGUUGGCUUUGUAAGUCAUGUACAGCCGAGAUGUACCAUACAUGAUUGAAACUGAUUUCCAUAUAUUUAAGUAUUUAUUACCAAAUAUUUGUGGCUGAAAGUUUUAGUCAACUACAGAGCUGCUUCAAUAGAAGGGAAAAUACUUAUCUUAAUUUUAAUAUAGCUACUGUGCUAAAAUGGUUCUCAGUUUCCUUUUUGUUUUUUAGAUUUUCCAUUUUAAAAUAUCAGCCGUUUUAGAAGAUUUUAUAGAGCACUGUCUUUUUUGCACAUUUGUUUGCUUUUUUUCCAUUUCGUGGUGUUUUUGUUUUGUCGUUUAAACUAUGUUUCAGGUUAGGACUAUGAUUCUGCCCAGUAAUUCUUAACAACCAGUGUGAACAGUGUUGUAAUGAUAUUUGAGACUUAAUGCAUGACACCAUACUGCCUUAUUGCAUUAAUAUACAAUGGGGAAAAAAUGGUUACUGGGCCUUCAUAUCCAUAUUAAUUAUGUCUUACCUCAAAUACAGUUUGUACAUUGUUUUUGCACAUUUUUACUACAAGCAGGGGUCUCUGUUCUACCAGCAAGUAACAUGCUUUUUGUACAAUACUGUUUGUCUAGUCUACAGUACUGCUAGUUUUAGAGCUAAAGAUUAGUCAGUCACUUGUAAAGGUCAGUUCGUGUUGCACAGUUGUAUGUUCUUAUUUUUUUCUUCUUUGAUGUAUGGUGAUCUGCAUAUGUCUAUUUUUUCACUGUUUAUAGAGUUUUUGAUUUUAGUCUGUAUUUUUGUAAUGGUCUUCAAUAGAGAAUUCUCAUGAACAAAACAAACUCAUCAGUGUUUGGGAUUACUUGGAUCCUGAAAUUUAGAAAAUGCAACCAACUUCUAAGACUGAACUUUGGAGAAGUGGAAAAAUAUUUCUGUAGAAAAGUUGAAAGUGUGUCUUCUAUAAUGAAUGGAAGCUGUAGUAAAGGUGAGGGGGGCACACUACAUGUGACCCAGAAAAUUUUGAAA
This is a messenger RNA of Pygocentrus nattereri (red-bellied piranha), 2794 nucleotides long. It is a transcript of the gene mknk1, whose product is annotated as MAPK interacting serine/threonine kinase 1. NCBI's taxonomy places the organism in Eukaryota, Metazoa, Chordata, Actinopteri, Characiformes, Serrasalmidae. Bases 84 to 1451 code for a protein of 455 amino acids. Gene Ontology annotation, molecular function: calcium-dependent protein serine/threonine kinase activity; calcium/calmodulin-dependent protein kinase activity; calmodulin binding. Gene Ontology annotation, cellular component: nucleus; cytoplasm. The transcript has 14 exons. Gene Ontology annotation, biological process: intracellular signal transduction; protein autophosphorylation; peptidyl-serine phosphorylation. The record is from RefSeq and is a predicted model, not a curated record.